GCUCCCAAUCCCAACGUACAUCCCGCGGCAGGGAGGAUUUAAUAAGUAUUUUAAUUAAUUAUCAUGAUUAUUCCUUAAUAAUAGGCAUCGCAUUCCAUGGCGUUGAGCUGGGGGGGACGGGGAGGGGAAAAAUUUCCACCGUCUCCGGCGCAAGACCUAAAUUUAGCCGGUUUUACGAGAGGUCUGGCAGGCGGCCGGGAGCCUUAACGAGGCUUUAAAAAGCUCGUCAAGUCGAAAUAUCCCGAAAUAACCGAUCCGGCGUCGCCUUCGCCGGGAGGAGAACGAGGAAGAGGGUUCUGCUCUUCCCCCCGGCGGGAGCUGGGGGUCGCAGGUGGGGGCAAGCCGUGGGUGAAGGUGAAAUCCUCUCCCGCCAGCACCAUGGAGCUUUUCGGGAGUUUUGUCCGGCCCCACGGGGAGACCUUGGGGUUCCCAGCUCGCCCCGGUAACACGGGCGUGGUGAAGACCCUGGGGAACACCUAUCAGUUCACGGUGGACGUCAGCGACUUCGCGCCCGAGGACAUCAUUGUCACCACCUCUAACAACCAGAUCGAGGUGCACGCCGAGAAGUUGGCCACAGAUGGCACCGUCAUGAACACCUUCACCCACAAGUGCCAGCUGCCCGAAGACGUGGACCCCACGUCCGUGUCGUCCUCGCUGGGGGAUAAUGGGAUGUUGACCAUCCGGGCUCAGCGCCGGCCGGCCAAGCACUCCGAGCACGUCCAGCAAACCUUCCGGACUGAGAUCAAGAUCUGAGGGGUCGGGGGAACUCCUUUCCCCCCUGUCCUUUCCCUCCCUCGCUAAUUAAAUGGGUGAUUUGGGAAGGAGGCGGGACGCGGGGUAGGGAAUGGGAACGCUCCCUCCAGAGUGGGGUCAGACCUGUGCUGAAUGCAUCCCGUCACCCACCGGAGAAACUCCGGAGAGGAGUCCCAGCUCCGGCAAUUUUUAGCUGGCGCGUGUUGAGGGGGAAGAUCCAGCGUGCCAAGAGUCCUGCCGGGAGCCAGGUUCCCUUCCCAACCCUCCGCCAGAGCUUGUCUUUGUAUAUAGAGCUUGGGAUAAAUUAUUGAGAACGUCUGA
Messenger RNA from Sturnus vulgaris (Common starling), 1074 nucleotides. RefSeq names its product heat shock protein family B (small) member 7 (gene HSPB7). Gene Ontology annotation, cellular component: cytoplasm; nucleus. The record is from RefSeq and is a predicted model, not a curated record. Gene Ontology annotation, biological process: heart development. NCBI's taxonomy places the organism in Eukaryota, Metazoa, Chordata, Aves, Passeriformes, Sturnidae.